Messenger RNA from Struthio camelus australis, 4841 nucleotides. The record is from RefSeq and is a predicted model, not a curated record. NCBI's taxonomy places the organism in Eukaryota, Metazoa, Chordata, Aves, Struthioniformes, Struthionidae.
AUGCAUUCAUUUGCUCUUCACAGCCCUUGUCUUCCCACGAUUCCUACAAACGCGAUUAAUACAAAUGUGGCCUGGCAAGAACACAGUAGAAACGGCAGCACCUGCCGGGACGUCGACGACUGCGCCACCAAGCCGGGCAUCUGCGACCAGGACUGCGUCAACACCGAGGGCGGCUUCAGGUGCCAGUGCCACCAGGGCUACGAGAUGGUGGACGGGCACUGCCGCUUCCAGUCCCACUGCUACGAGACCUCGUGCAAGCACAAGUGCGAGGACGUGCCCGGGGGCUACCGCUGCAGCUGCUUCGAAGGGUAUGCCGUCCACCCCCACGAGCCCACGCAGUGCGUCCUGCACUGCAACCAGAGCGAGUGUCCGGCAGAGUGCGACCCGCACGCGCUGGAUUCCUGCGAAUGCCCCGACGGAUUCAUCUUCGACGACCGGGGGGGAGGGCUGAAGUUCUGCGUCGACAUCGAUGAGUGCGACAUGAACUUCUGCAGCCACAACUGCACAAACCACCCUGGCAGCUACACGUGUCACUGCUACGCGGGGUACAAGCUUGUCGACCGGAACCAGUGCGCAAAAAUAGGCGAGGAGGAGGAGGAAACCUAUUCGGGCGACUUAGAGCCUGGCCCCGAAACACCCAUCCCCACCUGGACACCGCCAAAGGCAGGCCACCUCCACCCUGGCGUUCUGGUUGGCAUCACUGUGGGCCUCCUGUCCAUGCUUUUGGUCCUGCUGGCUUUGGUCUACCACCUGACGAAGAAGCGCUGCAGAUCCCCCACUGCUAUGGAUUAUAAGUGUAACAGCAGCACCGAAAAGGACGUGGGACUUCAUCAAGUGACCUCAGGGUGCACCUCUUCUAACCAGAAACUGUAGAGAAUUUGGGUAGCGUGGAAAGAGGGAGGCGAAUGGAACUGGUGUAAGUCUUUUUCACGUUUUUAAUGAAAAAAGAGAGAACUUCAGGAAAAGCUGUGAUCACCCCCGCCCUUCGAAAACCACUGUUUUCCCGCUAGCUCUAGUAAUAACUUGCUGCAAAGGAUGGGGAAGGUGAAAAGCGUGCCGUCCUGUGCUGAGCUUUCCCACUCCUGCUCCCUGUACAGAAAGGGUCAGACCUUUUUUUGGCUUUCCUCUUUGCCCGAGUCAGCAACCUCUGUGAAGUUUCAACGAAAAGGUCUGUGCGUGUGUAUGCGUCUCCAUUUGGAAGUGACUUUUUAAGCCCAUGUGGACCGUGGAGGCAAGAGCACAUAUGCAAUAGACUAUUUAAUUAAUAAUGAUGGACCUUAAAGGGUCUCUUGCCUGAUGGUUGUCAGCUAGGCCACCCGAGUGCCUUCUCUUCUCAGCUGGAAAGUAUGCCACCAGCUCGGAGGUAAAGGUUUUCCUGGGAUGAAGAGGAGCUGGCAUGCUCCUGCCUUUGUUUAGGUUCGGUUUAAUUUUUUUUUAAACUGAUUAACUAUGAAAGAAGUAGCAAAGAUCUUUUGGUCAGCGCUUCUCCUGGCUUCCCUGCACCGGUCUGCACGUUGGCAGAAGUUUCAUGCGCUUUCUCUUUUUCGCUCUCUGUCUUACACAGCCUCUCACCUCCAGCAGCCGGGCGCUUUUUUGCAUAUAACCAGCAGCAAUAGUCGGGACUCUGCUGACCGUCACUGUUUGAGGGCUAAAAUGGCUGAUUUUUAUUCCUCCUUGUCGUCUGGGGGUUUUGGGGGAGGCUGUGCGGAGCUUGAAUGGGGAUACCAAGAAUGCGAGAGCAAUUUUUUUUUUCAGGAAGGGCCUUUUUCAAAGCCUGACUGUGCCUUGCGUUCACCGCACGAUUUCGUCUGUGAUUUUCUUUCAUCGCUGGAUUAAAAUGUCGUUAACAAGGCCGCUUAAGUUUUUUCUUGCGUUUCCUUUAGUCUCAGCCUGCUCCGGCGAAAUCCUAUUUGUGUUGAAGUUAGCGGCAGGGCUUCCAGUGGCGUUAGCGGGAGCAGGACCCAGCCCUGUGUUUGCUUUCCAGCCACAGACUGGAGGAAAUCUGGAAAACUUGUAUGUAUUUUUCCAGCUCUUUUUAUAAAAUAGUGAGACAAUGGGCUUAGGAAGUUCUGCAAAUCUCACACGGUGCCAGUACAUGUAUUAUGCAAGAAAACACGCCGAAAGAGAAGGGGGGGGGGGGGGCUCUUAAUCCUCGAGCCUUAUCUCGUGUGAAGCCAAUGGUUGUUUGUGCAUUAGCUUCAACAGGCAGCGACCGAGCUUUUGCUGACAGGUUUAUGCCCAUGAGAUAUCUGCGUGCAGCAGCGCUUAGUUUUUUAGCAGAAAGUUGGUUUUGCAGUCGCAAGCCUGGUAGGCAGAACCCCAGAGGGUCAGAGGCUGCUCGCAAACUGGCUGAGAACGGAGCGUGCUCGUUGCCAGCUAGCUGUGCAUCAGGAAAGUGACUGCUAAGCUCUCGAGGAGUUUGUGUUUCUUCCUCUUCCCCCUCUUUUGGGUGGAUACAACUUUAUAUGCUAAGUGAACUUGCUGUCGCACAGCCUUUUUUUCCCUCUGGUGUGCCAGAACGAUCAAGCUGUAUUUCCACCUCCGAGCAAAAUAAAAGAAACAUGCUGCAUGAACUGUAGCUUUCUGAAUGGGAAUGGUUCAAGCCACUGUUUUGUACACCCAGCACAUUUGUAAAUACUUAUUUAUUUAUUGGAAAUAUACCCUACGCCAUGCACAAUCACACUGUGAUUUUGUGUGUAGACCAAUAAAGCUUUUACUAUCUGGUUUAUAGAAAUCUGGUAAUGAAAGAGUCUUUCUUUUCUCCCUCCCACCCCAACUUUCCCUGAAAGCAAGAGGCUCUCUUUUCUUACUGCCAGAUUACCUUUUGUAAUUCCAGAAAUCACAAACCCCGUUGGAAUAAAAAAAGGAACUGUGGGAUCUUAGCUGAAAAUCAGCCUAAACAUGCCCUUCUGCUUAUUUCAGCAAUGUGGUCAUAAUAGAAGGAAUGAACCAUAAAUAACGGAGAACAAGAGUAACAUUAGAAGGACAAAGUUAAAAACGAACAAAUAAGCUGGAAAUAGGUAAUUUAAUGCUACCUCAGUGCAGCCGCAUCGGUAUGACUCCGGUGCUGUUCUCCCACUGAAAUACCUAUGUUGCACGUGUUUGAGAUACCCCUGAAGGCAAUGUGUAUCUGUGGCAAAUAGAGUGAACAAGAUCCGGUGCUCUUAGGUUUUCUCGUGGAAAACAUAAAUUUGAUCUUGUGUUUACUAAAAUCCCUUUGCCCAGGAGCUUGGGUGUUUUGGGGUUUUUCUGUGGAUUUUAUUUGUGGAAAUUGAAGUUUUUUCUUUUCCUGUAAGAUGAGGGGAGGUUCUGGACACCUUGGCAUCUGCUAAAGCUGGAUUGAAACAGAGCUUCUGCUGAAAUUCCUCUUCUCCAACUGCUCUGAAAUUUAGCAGGUAACUCUUUCCUCUGACCUACUCUUCUCAGGCCUGUUUUCAGUCCAGAGAUGAAUUUCUUCAUGGAAAAAUUUGGCAGAAUUUUUCCAUGGCUUCUUAGCGCUGUAUAGGGAAGCGUAUGAUCUCCCCCAUACGCUCCAGACAGAAACGGUGGACUCAAAACUUAUGUCAGACCUCCCUUGCUAUUCUGGUUGUGGCAGUGACUGGCUGUGUGACUUUUAUCACAUCCCUUUAAACGCUCCAUGCUUCAGUUCUCCUGUCUGUACAACGAGGAAUGAUUUUACCUCUCGAGGGGGUAACAAUUCUUGCUCUCCUUAAGGCAAGGCCCCCAAAUCACUAGUUACCUGCAAAUCAGCUAAAGCACGUGCCAGUUUUAACCAUUAAAAAAGAAAAGCCCCUGUACAGAGAUUUUUGGGCUGUGUCUCUUUUUGUGUAAUCUCAGGCUCUGGUUGCUCAGUUAUUUGGGAACCCUUCUUCACAGCCACGAAACCCAAAAGGAUGAAAGUGAUCUUGCGCUCCCAAACCCCUGCAGAGUUAAUGUGAAUGUCUAGUCUGGUCUUACUCUCUAAUUCUGCUGUAGGACAUAGGGGAAAGAGAUACCUGGACUGAUCUGCCUUAUUGCUUUUCUUUGUCUUUUAGAGCUGGUCUUUGGAAAGGAACCAUGAGUUUGCCACGAUUUCUAUUAAACGAGCAGAAACAAUCCAGCCUAGGCUGACCUAAAUUGGGCUGUGACCCUCUUCCCCUCCUUCUAAGCGCAGAACUGGAGCAGCUGGGGAAAUCUCAUGUCUUCCCAGAAUUUCCCUUCACUGCGGAUUUUGUGCAGAGCAGGUACCGUUAAAUGAAAUACAGGUAUUUCCUCUUAAACAUACCUCCAUAAGGGACUGAAAGCUUAAAAACCAAAGAGGAAACCACUGAAAUGGCAUCACACUGGUGGUGUCCCAGCAGAGACCUUGAUUUCUAGGGGGAGCUGUAACUGAACACUGCAAGCUGUGGCCACCUCUCUGUCUCCUGCGAGAGGGCCAGUGUCACCACCGAAAGCUGGCUUCUCCGACACAGAAACACAGCGCAGGAAAAAGUAAAGCCGGGUCAGGAUUUUUACAUGCCCUCCUUUCCAAAAGGCCAGGGUUUGUACGAACCUCGCUCCCUGCCUCAAGCCGUCCCUGAGAGCACUUGCUGUCCCCCCCUCUCUUGUCUUCUGUGCUUUGCCCCGGGUUGACUUGCUGGUGAACUCAAACAGGUGGCUGUGGGUGGCCUCCUGGAGGAGCUGCCCUUUUCCUGUAACUGUUGCGGGAGAACGGAAACUCAGGUGAAAGGCCGGAUGUCGAGCAGCCCGUGGGCUGACCCGCGUGGGGGAACGCACCAGUUUUCUUUCGCCCCGCUUUCGUGCCCCGCAGCCAGUCGUCGCGAGCAGGGACGAUGAGCGGGUGUCCGUCAGACGCUCUGCAA